This is a messenger RNA of Pelagomonas calceolata, 1814 nucleotides long. Lineage: Eukaryota; Pelagophyceae; Pelagomonadales; Pelagomonadaceae. The record is from the annotation of a GenBank genome assembly.
ACGCGGUCGACGUUUUAUCGACCUCCUUUGCCGGCAGUGGCCGCCGAGCCGCCCGAAGAGGCUGUGCGCUGCGGAAGGCUUGUGCAUUCAUCCUUACCCUCAAAUCGCUGCUCGCGCUGCGGCUCGCCGAGGACAUAAAGCUAAACAGUCAAGCAUGAAGCGGGAAGUAACGGUGGACCGCCUCGUCCAGGCCAGCUUCCCCGCGGCCGAGGGCGUCGUCGAGGGCAUCGUGCGCCAGAUCGACGGCGCGCGCUGCCUCGUCGAGUGGGACCACGGCGUCAGCGAGUGGUACUCGCUCCGCGCCGUCUCGGCGAUGAAGGAGCCCGCGAUGUCGCCGCAGCAGCGGCGGCCGGCGCGGACGAGCGGGCCCGUCGACCCCUACGCGGGGCGGCCGCGCAAGUUCCCGUCCCGCGGGGCCGACCUGGCGCAGCUCGGCGUCCGCGCGACGACGUCGCCCGACGCGGCGCCCUUCGAGCUGAAGAGGCGCGCGGCUUCCGGCUCCAAGCCCGAGCACGUGAGCCUCGUGGCGCGGCCGCGGCGCGGCGAGGCGCCCUGGGUCGCGCACCGCGCGCUCGGCCACGGCGCGUUCGGCGCCGUCUUCGACGUGACGCUGCGGACCGAGGCGCGGCCGCGCGUCGCGCUCAAGAUAUGCUUCGCCGGCGCGCGGCGCUUCGGUAUCGAGCGCGAGAUCGAGGUUCUGGCGGAAGUCUCGCGGCGGCGGCCCGCGCUGAAGACCGCCCCGGUCGGCGGGCUCGCGGAGCUCGAGACGUUCUUCGCCUACCGCGACGCGUCGGCGGUGGCCAUGCGGCUCGCAGACACGACGCUCUCGGAUCUGGCCAAGGGGCUCCGGGGCGUCGCGAUGCGGUUCUCGGAGCCCGUCGCCCUGUUCUACGCGAUCGGGACGCUCGAGGCGGUCGACGCGCUCCACUCGGCGGACUUUCUCCACGCCGACGUCAAGCCCGACAAUCUGUGCCUGACCUACGGCGAGCCGGACGACGUCGGCACGGGCAAGCCGGUGGACGCGAUCGCGGCCGCGGGCUACCGCGUGACGCUCAUCGACUACUCGCUGGCGGUCGAUUUACGAGCGUACGAGAACCCGGACCAGCGGUUCGUGAGCGGAGCGGACUCGCCAGCUCAGGUCCCCGAGUACUGCUGGCCGCCCGCGUUAAAGGACGCGAGCUGGCGCCGCGAGAUCGACCUCUACGCCGUCGGGAGGAUCCUCUACCAGGUCGCGGCCGGUUCCAUACUCUCAAAGACGCUCACCUCGACGAACCUCGAGACACGGCUGCCGCGCGGCUGGAACCGCCGGCUCUGGGCCGACGUCCUCGCGAAGCUCAUCGACGCCGACGAGUCGGUCGACCUCGGCGCGCUCGCGCGCACCAUGCGGCGCCACUUGGAGAAAGAUGUGCUGGCUGGCGACACGGCCAAGCUCGUCGAGGCCCUCGACCACCACCGCCGCCUCGUCACCGGCGAAGCGCGGCGCGGCGCCGACGCCGCCGCGACGCGCGUCAAGCCAAUGGAAGAUGAUCUUCCAAGCGAGCCGCCGAAGCCCGAGCCGCGCACGGUGCGCGUCUCGCCGUCGCCGACGCAACCAGCACGGGGCCGCGCCAAGCGCCCGCGGUCCGAGGCGCCCGCGCGGUCCUCGCGCCGCGCGCGCGCCGUCGUGUCCUACGCGGAGCCGAAGGGCAACGCCAAGCUCCGGAACAGCCAUGGCGUUGUGUGGACGAGUCGGUGAAUGAGGACUCCCUUUAGUGCUGCUGCUGUAGCCAUUCCCCACCAACAACAAGAAGCUAUAAGACUGUAGAAAGUAGAAA